Messenger RNA from Mercenaria mercenaria, 5466 nucleotides. Its product is annotated as cap-specific mRNA (nucleoside-2'-O-)-methyltransferase 1-like. NCBI's taxonomy places the organism in Eukaryota, Metazoa, Mollusca, Bivalvia, Venerida, Veneridae. Gene Ontology annotation, cellular component: nucleus; cytoplasm. Bases 38 to 2413 code for a protein of 791 amino acids. Gene Ontology annotation, biological process: 7-methylguanosine mRNA capping. The transcript is spliced from 21 exons. Gene Ontology annotation, molecular function: methyltransferase cap1 activity; protein binding; nucleic acid binding. The record is from RefSeq and is a predicted model, not a curated record.
GUUUAGUUUUGAAUUAUAUUUUCAGUUCAUUGUUACAAUGUUUUAUAUUCUAUCAGAAUCUGGGAGUGAUGAGGACCCACUACACCAGUCUAGUGAUGCAGAACCGACUGCAAAGAAGCCGCGCACAGCUUAUAAUGCUUUUGCCGAAAAGAUGAUGGCCAAGAUGGGCUACAAAGAAGGCAAAGGUUUAGGAAAGAAUGCACAAGGUCGGGUGAACAUUGUAGAAGCUUCCAUGCAGAGGGGGAGGCGUGGUCUAGGAUUGACGCUGAAGGGGUUGGAGCCUUCAAUGGACAUUGAGUGGAAAGAAGAGGAUGACCAGGUUAUCAUAGAUGAGGUGGUAGAGUGGCUGCCAAGCUGUCAGGAGAAUGUACCAUCCAUUGAAGAUCUCAGGACCUGGAAAAAACUCGGCCCUAAAAAACUUACACUAGAUAAUGAGACACAGUUUUGUACAGAGGAGACACUGAAUGGAGUCUUGAGUUGUAAGAGCAUAUUUGACAGACUGGAGCCUGAAGAGAUGAGGAAAGCUAGGACACGGUCCAAUCCAUAUGAAACCAUAAGAGGGGCUUUCUUUCUAAAUAGGGCAGCUAUGAAGAUGGCCAAUAUGGAUGCUGUCCUUGACUUCAUGUUUACAAGUCCGAAAUAUCCAGAUGGGAGACCUAUGGUGGGGCACAAUGAUCUCUUGUAUUUUGCUGACAUCUGUGCCGGCCCCGGGGGAUUCAGUGAGUAUGCGCUGUGGAGAAGUAAGGCAGAGGCUAAAGGAUUUGGUUUGACACUGAAAGGAUCAAAUGAUUUCAAACUGGAGGACUUCUUUGCAGGACCACCAGAGAUGUUUGAACCUUAUUAUGGUGUAGGAGGAAUGGAAGGAGAUGGGGACAUAUUUAGACCAGACAAUCAACAAGCCUUUAUACAGUUUGUCAAAGAAAACACUGAUGGUCAAGGUGUGCAUAUGGUCAUGGCUGAUGGGGGUUUCUCUGUGGAAGGUCAGGAGAAUAUACAAGAGAUCCUCUCCAAACAGUUAUAUCUGUGUCAGUUCCUGGUAGCAGUGUCUGUACUCAGAACAGGUGGGCAUUUUGUUUGCAAGUUGUUUGAUCUGUUUACACCAUUCAGUGUUGGUCUUGUCUAUCUAAUGUACAGAAUAUUUGAACAUGUUUCAAUCUACAAGCCUGUUACAAGCAGACCUGCAAACUCAGAAAGGUAUAUUGUAUGUAAGAGUUUACGAGAGGACCGGGAACCAGUGAGACAAUACUUCCAUGAAAUCAACCUUGACCUCAUAGAACUGCUGCGACCCACCUCAAAGGAGGAUGUCUGUGAAAUAGUGCCAAUGUCAUAUCUACAAAACAAUGACCCUUUCUAUGAGUAUAUGUGUGUUUCCAAUGACAGCCUGGGAAAGCUUCAGAUACUAAAUUUGAAAAAGAUAAGAGCUUUUACACAAAAUACCAAUUUAUAUGAACACCGACAAAAAGAUGUGAGAGCUGCCUUACUCAAGAAAUGGAAGGUAGAGGAUGAGGUGAGAACAGCUCCUGCUAAAUGUCGACCACAGGAGAAAAUUGAACAACUUGUUGGUACAGAGGAGAGUUAUUUUGACCAUGUGACAGAGAAGUUGACGGUAGACAAUUUACGUACAAUCAAAGGUGUAUAUGACUAUAGAUGUAUGGUCACGGGUGAUGUUCCUGAAAAACACAUGUAUAUACUUAGUCUAGGGAGAUCAUGGGUAUUUCAUCGCCCUUGUAGACCAAAUGCUCGCUGGACCAAAAUGGAGGAUGGGUUAAAAAUAGAACUUCCCAGAGAUACCUUAAUAGAGGCAGAGAUUGUGAUAGAGCUAAAAGGGGAGGGAACAGGACAGAGGAAAAUAACCACCAUGCAUACUCUAGAUGCACUGUUCCUGUAUGGUAAAGAUGUGAGAAGUUUACAUUUCAAUGAAAGAAUACAGAAAUUAAGGAAAUUUACAAAGGCCAUUACUAAAUUAACUAGAAGUGACCUUGUAAGACUGGUAGUACCGGAAGUGUUCAGGUUUGAGGAAAUUGACCAAAUAUUUAACAGAUUGCAGUUGAAGAGAGUGAAAGGUGGAGGACAGUGGGGCAAAUUGUGUUACUGUCCUAAGGAUAGUGUAGAUGAUAGAUUCUUCCGACCUACAGGCAUAAACAUCAUUAGGACUGUCAAAGAACCAUGGACUAUGCAGUGGAGUAGAUCACAGGGCAGGAAGUAUUUCUUCAAUUUACAUAAUGGAGAAUCCAAGUUUGACUGUCCAACAGAUAGUAUUGCUAAUGUCAGAUCAACCAAGCUACACAGUUUUCACUGGGCAUGGGAAGAGGGUGUUAAACUGAUUGAGGGACAGCAAGGUCGGGAGGACGACUCUAAAUUAUCGAAAGCCAAUGUGAUGGAGUAUCUACACAGACUGAUGCCACAUAGAUGACAGAUGCCAAUCAAAACUGUCAAUCAUAUCAUAGUCCCAGCAAGUGCUUGUGCCUGACAUGGUGUCAUAACUUUAUCUGACAUAGUGUUGUGAUUGAACCUGCCAUUGUGUCAUGAUAAUUGACAUUGUGUGACAUGGUGUAAUGUUAACUUACAGAAUGUUAUGAUAAUGGUUUGGUGUAAUGAUAAUUGACUUUGUGUCAUGACAGCUGUUAAUGAUAAGUGAGAUAAUGUCAAGAUAAUUGUUGCAUUGAUAAUUGGCAGUUAUUUUGUCAUUGGUUUUACUAUUGGUCAUAGCUUUUACCACUGAAUCUUAAACCAAAGUUUGUUAAGUUUUUGAAAGUUGGAUAUUUUGAAGUUGAAAAUCUUAAAUUUGACAGUACUAUUGAAUAUAUAGAGAAGAUGAAGUUUCAUGUUUGACAUCAAACAAAUAUUGGAAGGACUAUUCUGUGCUAUUGUGUUCUUUAACUUUUUACCUUAUUGGCACAUCGUUAGAGUGUCUCAGUUUUAAUAAGUUAGAAUAUUUUAUUUAUGCGAUGGCAAGGGUAACUUGUAGAUGUCAUUACAUGUGAUAGUUUAGUUUCAGACAAACAGAAAUUGCUUACAGUGCUAAAAAUGAGUGACUUGAGUGAAAAUGUUGUACAUAGAAAAUACUUGCAAGAUUGCAGACAAUUUAGCUUGUAGUCACCAUAAGGAAGCUACUAUUUUAGUUUAACUUUUACCCUGCUCAAUUUCUAAAAUGGACUGGUCUAGCAUUCAGUUUGGGCAGUACCAUUUAUUAUUUGAAGGGGUGUUCACUGAAAGUUUACUGACCGACGUGCAGGCUGAUCUUGGUCUGCACUGGUUGCAAAAGCAAAUCACUUGCCACCAGCAGGCUAAAGGUUGAAAAAUAAAACAAUAAAUUUUCUAACUAAUUCUGAAUGUAAAGUCGUUUUUUCAAUGAAAAUAAUACAGGGAGGUUAAAAGUCAAGUUUUUUUAGUGUCAUUUUGAGUUUUUGAUAAAACACAUCGCUCUUUUUUUUCUCAAACCACAGCGGGGAGAACAAAAAUGAAUCGAUGUUGAAGAUUAUGUCCGACCUUUAUAUUUUAGUUAUAUCUAUAAAUAAAUGUCCAUUUACAUGUCUCAGUCUAACUUCUUUAAAGCAUUAUUCAGUAUCUUUAAAGUGACCACCUCUUGAAACACUGAAAUGUGUUGGUUAUAGAGAGAAUGUUGCUCCAAGUAAAGGUGAACAUAGGAUUUGCAGAUAAAAUGUCCCCAUAACUUCUGAUCAUUCAAAAAAUAACUCUUAUGUAAAAUAAUUAGCUUUUAUUAAAUUUGUGUCUAAUCUACUAAACAAUGUCACAUAAGGUAUAGCAAUUAUAUAAGUUGUUUCCUAAUUACAAUUGCAUAUCUGAUAUAAAGUGUAAAGUAAAAAAAAAACUCAGUUGCAACGGAAGUAUAUGUUAGAAGUUUUAGAUACACAAUCCUGAUGCUAAAAAAAGCUCAUAUAUGUACCAAAGAAUUGUCUUUAAGUAGGACAUAUACCCUAUCAGUUGAUGAUUUUUAGCUCACCUGAGCACAAAGUGCUCAUGGUGAGGUAUUGUGAUCUGUGUCCAUCGUCAACAAUUGUUUAAAAGACAUCUCCUCCAAAACCACUAAAUGGAUUUUGAUGAAACUUGGCAUGGAUGGUCUUCUACAAAAAUUGUUCAAAUGAUUCCGCUUGGUUGCACAUAGGGUCCACGAGCUAAAAAUAGAAUAUUCUUCAAACGACAUCUCCUCCUAAACUGAUGGUUCGAUUUUGAAAUAGUGUCAUACAAAUGGUCCUUAUGUCACCCUCUACCAAGAUUUUUCAGAUUAUUUCGAUUCGUCAAAAAAUUUGGCUGCCACAGGGCGUGGUCACUUUUCCCUAUAUGUAUAUAAUGGAAACUUGAAAAAUCUUUUUGUGUGAAACUGCUAGCACGAUUUUAAAAUAAUUUUACACAAUUGGUCCUUGUGUGACCCUCUACCAAGAUUGUUCAAAUUAUUAUGAUUCGUCAAAAAACAUGGCUACCAGGGGGCGUGGUCACUUUUCUGUACAUCUAUAUAGUAGAAAUUUAGAAAAUCUUGUAUAAAACUGUUAGCCCAGUUUUAAAAUAAUUUCACAGAUAAUUGUCGUUGUGUAUCCUUGUACAAAUAUUGCUCAAAUUUUUCUGAUUAGUAAAAAAAACAUGGAUGCUAGAGGGCGUGGUCACUUUUCAUCAACAAUUUCUUUAAACAACAUCUCCAAAACCAUUGAAUGGAUUUUGAUGAAACUUCACUUAAAUGACCUCUUGUUGCCCUCUUUAAAAAUUGUUUAAAUUAAAUGGUUCCGGGUCAUUGAACAUAUGGGUCAUUUUGGUUAAGAAUAGGUUUUCAGAUAUCAGAGCUUUGAUAUUUGGCAUGUGAUAUAAGGGUUUGACUCUCUACUAUACUUGUUCAAUUAUUGCCCUAAGGUAAAAAAGAAAUGGCCAUGCCCCUGUGUGUGACAUGUACAUUCUAUACUAGGCUUAUAUAUAAGAAAUUUGAAAAUCUUCUUCUCUGAAUCAAUAAUAGCUAGACCAUGAUAUUUGGUGUGUGAUAUCAGAGUUGUACUGUCUACUGUAAUUGUUCAAAUUAUUGCUGUAGGUUCAAAAAUGUGUGUGACAUGUAUAUAAUAUAGGCUAGAUAUAGAAGAAACCUAACUCUGUACUUGUACCAUAACGUUAUACAAAGACACUUGAAGCCUAAUACAACAGGUGAGCACUUUAGGGUCAAUGACACUCUUGUUAUAGGAAUUCUAUUCUAAUGUAGAUCUAAGGGUCUGUUUUUGAGACCAGUCUGCAACAUUUGUGACCAGAUACUUGAUAAUUGCAUCCAUAAACUCAGCUUUAUUACCCCUUAAAGCAUGGACUAUCUAAAAUGACUGCUGCAAUUAUGAGCAAACUUUCAGAUAAUAUAUUAUCAUAUCCACACUUACUCUUCGUGAAAUCAUUUAAUGGUUGAAACAACAACUUGUUAAUGUAUAUUAUUCACUAUGUACAGUUUCCAAAGGAAAUUGAAUAAAAGGAAAAACUUCA